AUGGUAAAUUCCUCGCAGGCUAGCGAGAAGAGCGUCAAUCAGACGCAAGAUAAAGCUGCCUCUGCUAAGGAGUCCAAUGCUCCGUCCCCGAUCGAUGGUGUGGCGUGGUCACUAGAUUCAACAUCUAGUGGCGUGACCCCCUCGGUCAACAGUAUCACCGUUAAGGAUCUGCUUCCGGUGAUCCAGAAAAUGAAAGGGACUCUCGAGCGAAGCCGGUUGAUUGUCGAUCAAGAGCCGAUUGACAAUAACGAGGACUUGAAGGGCAUGGCCGGUGAGAGCGACGACCCCUGUGGUGAUAUGGAGGACUUGGAGAGGACCGUCCGAUCGGCGGAAUUCUACACUCUCUACGGCGAUUAUAUGGGGCGGGUUUGGAAUUGCCUCGAACUCACUUCCCGCGAUGUCGACGGUUUUUGGCCAUCUGGAGUCGUUGCUGUGGCCGAAAAGCUCACGCAGGAGGAGGGGUUUGGGGGAGGGGAAGUCUCAGAGACGCUGGCGGGGGUGUUGCAGCGUCUCGAGAAGCGUGGGCUUUCGGUCAGCAGCGACGUGGCCAAAAAGGCAAUCUUUGGAUAUGCGAAACGCAAUCUGAUCUGCCACGGAGCUCCCCGUCGUCUCAACGACAAGGACACUCGCAAUACAAUUGCGAGCCAUGUUGCAGGCUUGGAGAGGCUUCUACCGGAUGAUCAGAAAGCGGAUCACAGCCAUUGGACACGCCUCGUUAAGCUGUGGAAUGAGCGCGGGAGUUACCUGGAGGAUAUGCGAAAGUCUGCUCCAGAGACUUCGCUAUCGCCGGUCCAGGAUGCAUCUCGUUUCCUCGCCAGCCCGCCCCAAAACGCCAAGGAGAAGGAAGAAUUCACACAAGCGCUGGAAACAGGCUUGUUCCAGGACGAGCUGGAUCUUCUAAGCCGAGAAGGAGGGCCCCGCAGACAAGAUACGCCUCGUCGCACGCGCGAGUCGACGAGGUCCGACCCACUUGACGGUGUGCCCAGUAAGCGGAAGAUGGACUUGACUCCCUCGCCAUCUUCCCUUCGCCCUCUGAAGCGACAGAAGUGA
This is a messenger RNA of Penicillium hordei, 1050 nucleotides long. RefSeq lists its product as uncharacterized. Bases 1 to 1050 code for a protein of 349 amino acids. The record is from RefSeq and is a predicted model, not a curated record. The transcript has 3 exons. NCBI's taxonomy places the organism in Eukaryota, Fungi, Ascomycota, Eurotiomycetes, Eurotiales, Aspergillaceae.